AUGAUUGAAUUUUGUCGCCAUUAUUAUUAUGGAAAUGAAAAACAAUUAAAAUUUAUUCGUGAGUUUGAGCAUGACUAUAAAUCAAGUAUGGCUAUUAGAUGGUAUACAAAAGAGACAUUUCUGUAUAAAACCAUCAACAAAGCAUUAAGAACUGAAGACAUUGAACAAUUACAUACAUUUCGAUUUUUUAUUGCUGAUCUAUCAUUGAAUCUUGCUGCUGAAUAUGAAAAAUUAAUAAAAAAAGGUGAAAAAAUCAUUAUGCUGUAUUGUGGACUACAAAUCGAAAGAAAAGAACUUAAAACUUUAAAACAAAAUGAAGGUAGUCUAAUUUCAACAAAUGGUUUUCUAUCAACAAGUCGUUCAAAAAAGCAAGCACUUAAGUUCGCUACAAGAUCGACCAAACGUACAGAUGUUGUUGCCGUUCUGUACGAAAUUGAAUGUAAUACAGAACAAACAGACUCAAUCAUUUUUGCUGAUAUUGCAAAAUUUAGUGAUUAUCCAGAUGAAGAAGAAGUUUUAUUCGAUCUUGGGACAACAUUUGAAAUAGUUUCUGUCAAGGAAGAUGAAAAAUUAAAUCUAUGUUUAAUUAAACUAAGAGCUAAUGAUAAAGGAUCUAAAGUAGCUAAAGAACAUAUUGAAUUAAAUAGAAAAGAUGAAGAAGAAACUAGUGUUGAACUCAUAUUUGGCAAAUUAUUAAUUGAUAUGGGACAAUAUGAUCAAUCAUUAAAAUACUUUCAAAGUUUGUUGUUACAUGAUCAUACACAAAAGGAUGAUAUCGCAAAAAUUAAUAAUUUAGUUGGAUCGACGUAUUAUAAUAAAGGUGAUCUUGAAAAGGCACUUGAAUAUUAUAAACUAGCUUAUAAUUUAAUGAUGAAUGAUAAACCAAUACGAAUAAAAGAUUCAGCGAGACCCUUAGCAAAUAUAGGUCUUAUUUAUCACCGAAAAGGUCAAUACGAUCGUGCACUUGAAUUAUAUUCGACAUCUAUACAAAUAUUUGAAACAUACUGUGGAAAAGAAAAUAUAAAAACAACAAAAACACUUACGAAUAUUGGUAAUAUAUAUACAGAAACUCGAAAAUACAAGCGUGCAUUACAAUAUUAUGAAAAGGUGCUAAAAAUUCAACAAAAAUGCUUGCCAUCCGACCAUAUUGAGACUGCUAUGAUAUUGAACAAUAUUGCAGUCGUAUAUCAAAAAUUGAAUUAUCUUGAUUGUGCCAUUGAAUAUUAUCAACAAUCAUUAAAUAUGAAACAAAAAAUACUUCCACCUGAUCAUAAAGAUAUUGCUGUUACAAGAAAUAAUGUUGCAAAGAUAAAUGAAAGAAAACAACAUCUUCAGCAUGCAAUCAAUGCCGUACCCAUACCAAAAGCCAGAGCUCGAAAUAUGCUUCAAUACAGUCCAACGAACUCUGCCAUUGAGAGUGAUAAGCUUCACUAUCCAGUCAGUCGAGAAGACAGUCCUGAGCUUCACUUUGAAUUACAAUACUGUUGUAAGAUGGAAGAACGUCCUGAGCUUGACUAUGCACCGUUAGGAUUUCUCUCUAAAAGUCCUGAGCUUGACUACGAAGUGGAAGAAUAUGGCACAAACGAUGAAGAUAGUGCUGAACUUUAUUAUACAACGUCAUCAAGUCCACGUCAUAAAGUUUCUGAGAAGUCCAAUACAUCAUCAGUAAGGCCUAGUCGUUAUAGUCCUGAACUGCAAUACGCAGAAUGUAUGAAUUAUAAACCCGGGCUCUCAAUUUUUUAUCAAAACCAACGGUUGCCAGCGGUUCUAAAGAAAACCGACGGCUGA
Messenger RNA from Rotaria sp. Silwood2, 1788 nucleotides. The record is from the annotation of a GenBank genome assembly. NCBI's taxonomy places the organism in Eukaryota, Metazoa, Rotifera, Eurotatoria, Philodinida, Philodinidae.